This is a messenger RNA of Schistocerca cancellata (South American locust), 2784 nucleotides long. RefSeq names its product PHD finger protein rhinoceros-like. Lineage: Eukaryota; Metazoa; Arthropoda; Insecta; Orthoptera; Acrididae. The transcript is spliced from 4 exons. The coding region runs from base 1 to 2784 and encodes 927 amino acids. The record is from RefSeq and is a predicted model, not a curated record.
AUGAAUAAACUCGCCCAUGGGGGCCCCUACCCUGGUCGAGAGGCCGACGAGGCGGCUAUAUUCGCCCUCUGUAAAAUACAGACGGCAGCCGCUCUACCGCACACGAGGCAGCAGGUGUUGGGUGUGCCACCGAGAGCCCCGCCGGUUACAUCGCAUUUGCUUGCGGUCCCGGCGGCGGCGGCCUCGGCGGGAGUUGCGCCGCUGGUCUCGACCACUCAAGAGGUCGAUGUGCCCCCGGUUGCCCCCCUGGCCCCCGAAACACAAGAAGAGCCCGUGGCUGCGCUAGCCGUGGCCACCGAGAUGGAGGACGUCGAUCUGCCCGACGCAAAUCUGGCUGAGGCAAUUGCCGAGUCAGAGCGUCGUGACACUGACCCUGACGCUGCCCGCGCGCCCAGAAAGCGCCGGGCUAUGACAAAUGACGAUUCUGACACUCCCUCACAGACAUCUGACGCAGCGAGGCCGCGGAAGAAGGCCCCUAGGGCCUCCCGCACCUCCACCACAGAGUCUGGGACGACUAUCGCGGGCUCCUCCCGGAGCACCGCCAAGCAGAAACCGACGAAGACAACGCGGCGGUCCACUCGUCCACCUGCCGCCUCCCGGCAGCCGGACGAGGACGGUUUUGUUGCCCCACCCCGGCGGCACACUGCCAGGGCUGCUGCGCUGCAGCAACCGACCCCGCUGCCGACCGCCAACGCGUUUGCGAGCGCCAGCGUAGAUGCAUUGGACGAUGGCGCCGCGCCCCCGGCGCCUGCCCAAAAGAAGCCCUUUGCUGCCGCCACCAAGGGCGGCCCGUCAGCCUCCACCGCCCGACCUUCGGCGCAGGCGGAGGGCGAGACGCAGCAACCGACCGCGCCGUCCACGGCUUCGCCCGUGGGGGUGGCAACCCCUGCGCCCUCGCAGAGCGCGCGAGUUGCCGCCCCGCGCAGGCGUCGUCGGCGCGCGGGCCGGGCCACACCUGCCGUUGCGCAACGGACUGCCGCCAACACUCUGCCGCAGCAGAGGACGGCACCUCGUGCUGUGCCGCAACCGAGAUCGACUGCUGAUGCUCCACAGCAGCCGUCUACUUCGGAUCGGCCGCAACAGGCCGCCCCAGUGGUGGAGGCCGCCCCAGAGGCCCCCACCGCCCCCUUGGCCGCCGACGCAGCCGAGCUCCGAUCGCUCUUGCGGUCGUUGAGUCAGCUGCUCGAGCAACUCCCGCUGCCGCUGGAGACGCCUGUGGACGUCCCCACCGCGCAGCAGGACAUCGACGAAGCAUUCCAGCAUCUGGUGAGUCUCAUGCCUCAAGCAGCCGCUGCACCCCUCGGAGUCGACUCCGAUAACGACGAAGAGGAAAUGCAGACGGAGCAGACAUCGGCAGGCUCACAAGCGUCUACGUCGCGUGCCUCGAGGAAGAGGCAGAAGUCCGACGACGACUCCUCAGCCCCGGACGCGCGCAAGUUCCGCAAGGAAAACGCGCUAAACGGCACCAAAACCGGGACGAAAAUUCGCCGCCGCACGCUGAAGUCCAAAGUGGACAACGACGGCUUCGUAGCUCCCACGAAGACCGCAAAAGCCACACGACAACCGACAGCAGCACCAGUAGGCACGAGCAACAGCUUCCAAGCACUAAGUGACUCGGAAGACGAGGAGCUGACUCUGCCACCGCUGCAGCAGCGUCGCGCACCGCCGCCGCUUAUAGUGAAGUUUGAACGCCACUUUCGUGAGCUGCAGAACGCUCUGAACUUGCUGAUUGGAAGGGACAGCUACACCAUCAGCACGUCAGGCGAUGACCUUCACAAAGUGAAGGUGAAAACCACCGAACACUUCGUGAAACUCAGCGAGGAAUGCACCAGACGGGGCUGGAAUUUCUACACCUUCAGCUCCAACAGGAAGAAGCCCCUGAAGGUUGUAUUUCGAAAAAUCCCUCGCACCUUAAAGCCGGAAGAGGUGAAGGAAGAUCUGGAACAAAUGGGCUACUGCGUCGAGGAAGUCAUAAGAAUGAAACUUCAUCGCACCAAGGGACGCAACCCGCUCUUCCUGCAGCGAAGAGUUUCGGCGGGAACGUCGCACCCACGUGGAGCCCCAACGCACAGCCAGACAAAGAGGAGACGAGGCCGCCGAGGCCGCGCAUCCGGCCGACCACAUUCCGAGGCGGUCGUCAACCUCGCCCAGCAGCGCGGGAACUCCGACGCCCGGAACAAAGAGCGGCAGCAACCCCACAGGCAGCCGCAGAACGCCCCACCGGCAAUGGAGCGCGAUGGCGGACAGACUCCGCCCGCCGCCUCACAGCAGGUACAAGCGCGCCUUCACGCAGCACCGGCCGCAGCCAACCAGGCCGCAGGCCCGCCUUCCCCGCCGCAGCGAGCCGCGCCAUUGGCGGCCCAGCCGCAGGUAGUUCCCCCGCCUGCGCCCCUACCUCGGCAAUCAGCUCCUACCACCGCGCCUCGACGUAACGGAGCGGACCAAUCAGCGCCGCCCGUCCCGGACCGGUCCAGCAUGGUCGACUUCCCUGAACCGCGAUGGCGUCGGCAUCGGCCAAUCACCGGCCAGCAGCCUGCUCCAGCAGCCCACACCAACGGCGGCCAGCAGCGCAGCGGCAACCGGACCACUGGCGACGGCCAUACUGUCGGCCCCCGACAAAAUGGCGUACACACCGACCGCCAUGAUGUCGGCCCCCGACAGGAUGGCGACCGCAUCGACCGUCUCCUUGACACGAUGCAACUAAUGAUGGCUCGCGUGACCGAGCUGAUGGCCGCAGUACAGCAAGUACUCGCCAUAGCCUCUUCCACCGCCCAUCAUGCCUGA